AUGAUCCCCGAAACUAUGGGUCAAGUACGUCGACGAUAAAUUUGUCACGAUCAAGAGGAACGAAGUUCAGGCCUUCAAGGUACAGUUGAACUCAAUCCUUCCUGAAGUCCUUUUUCAAAUAGAAGUAGAAAAUAACAGUCAGUUACCUUUCCAUGAUGUGCAAGACAAAGGGCUAGCAAGUUGGUGGAUAAGGACUGGGGUACGUUGUAUGGUGAUGAAUACUAGACAGCUUUCCUAUCUAAAAUGUAACCAUCCUAUUGGUCACAAAUCCAGUUAUGCUAGAACACUCUUUCAGUUGAGCUCAAGCACAUUGUGGCGAUGAGGAGGGGAGAAAUAAGGAAGUGAAAUACCUACCCUACCUGUUCACAGCCAAUGUUCAUUCACGGUCAUACAUACGUAAGUGCCUAAGUAAUCUCUUCUUGAACGGUCAGACGUUGAGUAGCUGAAGAGUUGGUUUUCUAUUUCCUAUGAGAUGAAGGUUUCGAAGGUGACACCAAGGAUUCUGAAACCUACUGGUGGCCUGUAGGUCGUAUUUAAGCCGAAAAACUAGUUGACGGCAACGGAAUAAUCAGCGGCAAUCUGAAGUACGCAAUGCUAAAACUGCAGUGUGAAGUAUGUUGGUGAAGCGGGCAGACGUCUUUACACAAGUCUGCAUGAGGACCAGCUCGCAGUUGGCCGCAAGAACAAACUUCCACUGGUAUAUGCCCAUAUCCAACGGGAGACGCGCGGUUUCGCCUUUGGAGAAGAAAGCGUCAUCGGCCGAACCAAUGAGGAAAUGUGAAGAAUCGUGUCCGAAUGUUGGUCCUCAACUGGUACACUCAACCGAGCUACAGACCUUCAUCGUGUCUACCAUGGCAUGACUAUAACACCAGACAGGUGCAAAGCUAAAUAAGUCCAGGCUAUCAGGAGCAGACACUUCAGUAAUCCGAUAAUGAAAAUGAAAAAGUCACCGACAAGUACAAUAUCAUCCAUGAAGUCGCCAGUUUUUCUUCGUCGCCUUUUAAAGGGAAUGAUGUGGGUCACCUAUUUGUAUGGAAGGACUAUGACAACGAUAAGGCAUACUGGAAUGGCCACUGCUGGCUCUUAUGUCAUCAUCAACCAGACACAUCCAAUUCCAGGUUUGCACAUCAUGAAGCCCAAGUUCGCGUUCCGCUGGUUAGUAGCCCAACGCCCUAAGAGAGAGAGAGAGAGGACUGCUUUAUUUUCAAAAUAAAGCGGUCCUCUCUCUCUCUCUCUCUAACAUCUGACUCAGGGGCUUGUUUUGCUCUCGGCAGUGUUGGGGCCUACCGGUCGAGAACCGGAAGUUGAUGUAAUCAUCGAGUUUCGCGGUCUCCUAAUCAACUGUCAUACAUGACUGAUUAGGACACCCUGAGGUUUUGACGCUCCUAGCAUACUUGCCUCCCCUACCAUAAAGAAAACUGCAUCAGCAUACUCCAAACAUUGGCAUCAGUUAAAAGUCCAAACAAUCGUAUCGCUGCAUUUCAGCCGUUGCACUUCAACGAUAGGCCUCCUGGGACACCAUCUAUCCCCAGGCCUGCAUUCCACAAUGGAGGCUGAGUGAGCAUUACUACUAACGCAACGAGAACAUUGAUGGAAAUGACGGAAUUACAUCUCCAAAUCUGGGCCUGGAGGAUUGCUCGAAGCAAGCCAGAGUAGAAUGGAAUUCGAAUGAGUACUUCUUUAAAGAAGGGAGUGCUACUCGUGUCCGCGAGAGUUUUAGCAGUUCAUAUAUCGCACCCAUUAUAUGAACAUCCACGGAUUCGGUAUUGGCAUCUUUUAUAUAAAACAGCGAUUCGUAGGCAGAACAGCGAAAACAGAAUCAUAAAGUGGAAACUCGGACGAUUUCAGAGGUUUCCGAGAAUCUGAGCUUUACAGGAGAAAGGAACCGCCCCACGAAUACGUAGGGCGGAUCAGAACGAGUUGAUGUUAAGAGGAAAGUCAAGUUAUAGCAGGCUGUGAUGAGAUAGUACGAAUACUGGAAAUUAUCGGUUAAUCGAUGCUGGCAGAUUAUGACAUGAGAAUGAAAUUCAUGAAGAAAGACGAGCACACUCCUCAGGAUGUGGCAUAUGAGCUAUGAUCCCGGAAGUCUUUGAUCGGAUCCAGCUACGGCAUUGCAACAAUCGACUCAGAGGUGCCACAAGAGACGUGUCCCGUGAUGUCUGUUGGCAGGGGCACUAAGGGGGCGAGGCUCCCACAUUUUAACGGGCGGUCAGGAUCUCGCUGGGAGUGUCCCGCGAGUGAACCGGAAACUACCUGGUAACUGUUCCACAUGAAACGCGGACUACUUGUCGAACAGUCAAGUUGCGUCUCCUAUGGUAGCCACAAUACUAAAUGUCUCAUUUGUACACUUGCCAUGUGCACUUCACGAAGUCAUGGAGAAGGCCGCACGGAAACGAUGCAGAAGUACAGUAGAUGCGCGACUUCAUAAAAUGUUAACCGAAAAUCCGAAUUUUGUUUUCAAUUUGGAAAGAUGAGCUAGAUGAGGCCGUAGGAUUUAUGGUCACGCGGCAGAAUCUCAAGAAAUAUCAGUCAUGCCAGUUUGCCGGCCUUAAACGAGGUUCAUUCGGCUUGUUUGCAAAAAGUACACUCUGUGAACUAUAACCACUUACAUGUUCCAAAAUGUUCUUUCUUUCACUCUCUUUUGGUAGAAAGUUACAUAUACUUCAAACUCUAUAUUCGACGAAAUAUUAUAUUUCAGUUUUAGAAAAUUCUCCAGUUUCCGAAUCAUUUUCAAUCCGACCUGCCGUCACAGUUACGUUCAUGUCGUCCAAACUACAGGAUGUGUAUUUUCCGUGUUAGGCAAAUUAUGCACUUCUAUACGCAACAGAGAAGAAGCCGUGUGGCUUUCAUAAAACUUUGCAGUGCAUUAAUUUUUUACUAUAUAUUUCACAGGCAGCAUUAGUUAACAUAGAGAUGUGGUGCUUUAUGAAAUGAAAUUUCACGGAUAUAAAAAUCUCACAAUAAUACAGUUUUGUUAAAACCUGGCGGUAGUGUCUUUUAAGUACAAAAUUGUACGAAUAAAUAAUUCGCAGACAAAUGAGAAAAAUGACACAUUUUGUGCGUGUUUUCUGUGAGGCGUAUUUAAGUGUACAAGGACAUCGAAAACCAAUUGGAACAAUCCAUACUACUAAACGUGUCAUUUUUUGCUGAAUAUCCUAUCCCUUCGAAACGAAAGCACGCCUCAGAACCUCGGUUAACAUUUCAUGGGGUAGCAGAGCCUUCUAUGAAAAGCUGACAAGGGGAGAGUGUUUAAAGUUGGUGGAGGUAUGUGGAUAAAUAUUGAGGAAAAAUUACGAAUGUUAUAUUGAACGAAUAACUGGUGCAGGGAUUGAAAUCCGACAAAGGUUUGAAAUGUUGGCAGAAGCCUGAAAUGCAGCGCCAUCUAGUAAAGUCCUUCUCACUUGUCUAAGAUUCUCGUACUAAUAUCGAUUCCAGUAGGUGGGUUUCUGUUUAGUGUUAGGGUUACGGUUAAGAACAGGGAUUAGGAUUGCGGUUAAGGGUUCAGAGGUUAGUGUACGGGUUAGCAUUUGGGGGGUUAGGGAUGCAUGGGUCAAUGUUAGGGUUAGUAUUUGAGGACUAGGAUGGGGGAUCAAGGGAUAGGUUCGGGUUAGGAUUUAGAGUUAUUAUUUAGGAUUAGGUUUAGAGUUAUAAUUUUCGGAUAGGGCUUAGGGUUCUUCAUUUUGCCAGUGUGGUCGUAGAUCGGAUCUUUGCCGAAAUUAUAUUUAUCUGCAAUCGGAGACGGAAGUCGGCUUUGAGCUAGGGCUCACAGAAACUUAACGCUGUUCAGAUAGUUUCUGAUUGAAGAGGAAGUAUACGGAUGCGUCUAAUACAACUGACUUCAUGUUAAAUACAUUUGCAAUGUUAGAACGACUAAAUUCGCUCUCUAGAUCGGCGAACGUCACAACCAAGAAAUUUUAUCUCAGGCAUUUCUGAUUGCUGUAGCAUGAAGUGAAGCCGCCGAAUAGCAGGUUCGUCCACGUAUUUCUGCAUCAACUAAAUCCCCUCCCCGAAGUUUCACGCCCGUUCCAGGAAACGAAACCGCAUGGAUAUGCAAAGCUGACUUUCAAUGCUAAGAAAAACGUGCUGUUGUCCAAAAUAACUACUUGAGUAGGAUUAGUUUUUGCAUCGGUUUUCCACACCCUUCUAACUACGAGUAUAUUUUAUAGAAAAGAUGUACAAAACGUAUUCUUUCUACUACUCAUUUGGCAGAAAGUUGCGAAUUCUUUAGAUUUUAUAUUUGAAGAAAUAGUAUCUUUCGGUUUUAAAAAACCCUCUAGUUCGCGAAUGAUUUUGAAACCGACCUGUCGUCUACCUCGCAUUUCUAUGUAUUGCUAUGGGCUACUAAGAAGAAGCCGUCCGGCAUUCAUAAAGUCUUGUAGGCGAUUUGAUUCAUAAGCAGCACUAGCAAACAAAGAGAUACGGUGGUUAGUGAAAGGACAUUUCAGUAUCUUAAAAAAUCUCAGAAUUAUAAACUUAUCUCAACCUGGUGAUACUCCUUUCUAAGCAUAGAAUUAGAGGAUGUAAUUCUCCACUAUAUGAGCAAAUGAAUGAUCAUUUCGGUGGGUUUUCCGUGAGACAUAUUGGAAUUUAUUAGGGCAGCGAUAAUUCAUUGGAAAUAUCCAUGCUACUCAACCAGUCAUUUUUCCUCAGUAUAGUUUAUCCAGACGAGACCAACGAAGCUCGGUCAAAAGCUGGCAUGAUUAUAUGACUGAAAUAUUUAGAGGUGGCGGAGAUGAACAGAUCACUAUUCAGGAAAAAUUACGAAUGCCAUGUGGAAAAACUAACGGGUGCAGUGGUUGAAAUACUUCAAAAUAUUUUUAAUCCGGAAUAGCAGACUGAAGUCAGCUCUCAGCUGAGGGACUCACAGAAAUUUAAGGUUAUUCAGAUAGGUAUGAUUUAGAGGGAUGAAUAAGGAUACGUCUAAUAGAAGUGACUUCUUGUAAAAUACAUUUAUAUUGUUAGAACGACUAAAUUCGCUCUCUAAACCGGUGAACGCCACAACCAAGUAAUUUUACCUCAGACAUUUCUGAUCACUUCAGCAUGAAGUAAAAACCGCCGAAUAUCAGGCCUGUCCACUUAAUACUGCAGCAACUGAAUUCCCUCCUCUAAGGUUCACACUUCUUCUAUUCCGUAACACGUGAUCAGCACCUGAUGCAACAGCCGCCGGUGGGCAUCCGAGUCGUUGGUCGGGUUCAAGGUCGCACGAAGCCAAUCGAUACAACUUAAUCCUUGAACUGCGUCACAAAGCAACUCGACCAGCUACGAGAUGCUCAGUCCAACGAGAAUGUUACGUCGUUACAUUAAAUGGUGGAAUGAUGUUCCAGAUGUAGUUGGAUCAUCAACUUUACCGUAUGAACAAGGCAUAUUUACUCAGGAUGUAGGCGGACCGCCAUACGCGGAUAGCAGUAAGUCCAUUCCUCGUAUCCUUCAAGAUUCAUUCUUCCAUCAUCUCAUCGUCUACAACACUUACGCCACAAUUUGAAUGCGUAUAAAUAAAGUAGUUUGAGAAAUUAUGAAUAAGGCAUAUGCAUCGCAAAAGGUAUUUAUGAAUGCAUGACCUAGCUUACAUCGGCCGAUCCGUUAAACCUACUUUAUUAAUUUUAGCCAUCUAAGUGUCACAUAUCCAAUAUGUAUGGCCGCGGAUGAGGGAUGACAUCGGGCAUAGUGUAGCAUUGCUUUAGAUUGUUGAUGUAAGCCUUCAUGCAUUCAGUUUAAAUCCUGACUUUCUCCCUAUAAGUAGAUCAGAUUUCAAGUAAUGAAUUUUCUUCAACUUCUCUUCUAGUUCCUAGUGCAUCACAAUACAAUAGGUACGACUGGCCAAAUUGCUCAACUCCCGUCAGCACGCUUAGCGUAGCAUCCUCGUCUACAGCUCCCAUGACUUUUAAGGACAAUAGAAACGCGGACAGUAAGGAGGAAUCUAGCAUUGAACAGGACAUAAGUUUUAACUCUUAUACUUCCGUAUGGACAACUGGCACCGAGCACACAGCUGUCCGAUGGAGAUCAGCUCCCUCUAGACUAGGUGAGAAAAUCUCCCAGGCAACAAGUUUGGAAUAUGUCAGUCGCUUGAGCCUCACAAGUGAAGAAGACCUUCGCACUCUGGAAGCUAAUUCAACUCCCAUAAGGCAACUAUCGAAUUACGCGUAUCAUAAGGAGUCGGAAGGUGAAGUGGAUAAUGUAUCAGCAGCCGGUUCAAACAGCUCCAUUUCAUCAAUAUCGUCCUCAUCCUCAACCCACACGUUUGAUCCCCAACACAGGGACCCGGGACCCACAACGAUAGCAUUUAGUGCAUCGAAUCCCCGUCCGACUCCACAUCCGCGAUCUCGCAGGUUGGUUCUGAGACAAUCCCAACCAGCAGCCCCGUCGCCGCUGUCACAUACUCCACAGCCGCAGCCACCACCACCACCACCACCGCUGUCGUUGUUGGCACCAAUGCGAUCAAGGAAGUCGCCACUCUCACAUUCUCCACCACCUCAUCCGUUCACGGCGCCGAUUUCGCCGUCACAAACUCUACCAACAACGUUCCCCUGUCUGCUGGACUUGGAGUUGUGCAGACCAGUGACGUCACCACAACGACCCUGCCCACGGCCGCGACACUCGGCCACCCUGACAAUCUCAACGCCAAAGAAUCCGCCACCACCAAGGUCGUUGUCCGCACUGCCACACCCGCCACCACUUCCACCACCACCGCCACCAGGAUGGUUGACAUUGAAACGGGUGGAGACAGUAGCGACUGCAGAGGAGUACACGCCUCCGUCUCCGAAGCCGUCCCCUGCCUCAUCCCCGACUCCGUCUCAGCUCCUAAAUGCACUGAUUGCGUGGCCGUCACCGUCGCCGUCGUCGCCGAAACCCUCAACCCCAUUGACACCACUGCCGGAACCCUUGUCGACGCUGACCCCUUCUCCACAACUUUCUCUUCCACUGUCUCAAAUCCCAGUGGUGUUGAACGGGUUGAGUUCAUUGCCAUUAUCAACCCAACCCUCCUCAUCACCAGAACUGUUGAAAACGACUACCUCGUUUCCACCAUCAUCCGCAUCACCCUCCCAGCUGCUGGUGCCGUUAAAGACGUUGACGCGACCGCCGCCGCCGCCGACGACGACGCCGACGCCGCCCUCAUCGCCGCCACCACCCCUAUUCAUUUCGCGUCUCUCGCCUGCUGA
Messenger RNA from Spirometra erinaceieuropaei, 7157 nucleotides. Lineage: Eukaryota; Metazoa; Platyhelminthes; Cestoda; Diphyllobothriidea; Diphyllobothriidae. The record is from the annotation of a GenBank genome assembly.